AGUCCUAAUGUCUGCCGGACUCUCUGUAAGAAAUGUGGCAUGCACCAACUCCACAAAGUGACACCGUACAAAAAGGGCAAGGAUUCUCUGUAUGCCCAGGGAAAGCAGCGUUAUGAUAGGAAGCAGAGUGGCUAUGGUGGGCAGGCGAAGCUGAUUUUCUGGAAAAAGACUAACACUACAAAGAAGACUGUGCUGAGACUUGAGUGUGUGGAGCCCAGCUGCAGAUCUAAGAGAAUGCUGGCUAGCAAGAGCUGCAAGCAUUCUGAACCGGGAGGAGAUAAGAAGCAAAAGAGCCACGUGAUUCAGUUCUAAGCAUCUUUUUUUUUAUUAUGAAGACAAUAAAAUCUUGAGGUUAUGUUAAUUACAAAAAAAAAGUCUGCUUUCUCACUCUCACCAUUUAUCAUGAAACCCUAGUCACAAACAGUGAGUUACCUCUUCAUUAUUCCUAUUUCAGAUACAUCUAUUUUUAUAAGCUCUUGUAUGUUUUGUUCUUUGGGUUCCUGGGACUACUGUUUUAGUUCCUUAAGUUUCACGUACUUGAUUCUGUGUAUAUCCUUCUGUCUGCGUGCACAAUGGUUUAUAAUCUGUCCUUGGCUGGGCACGGUUGCUCAUGCCUAUAAUCCUAGCA
This is a messenger RNA of Microcebus murinus (gray mouse lemur), 628 nucleotides long. RefSeq names its product large ribosomal subunit protein eL42-like. Gene Ontology annotation, cellular component: ribosome. Lineage: Eukaryota; Metazoa; Chordata; Mammalia; Primates; Cheirogaleidae. The record is from RefSeq and is a predicted model, not a curated record. Gene Ontology annotation, molecular function: structural constituent of ribosome. Gene Ontology annotation, biological process: translation.